AUGAGCCAAAUCCCGCUGGUUUCACAGUACGACCCCUACGCCCAGACCGCCCAACUGCAGCAGCUGCAGCAGCAACAGCAGCAACUGCAGCAGUCGCAGAUGAACCCGGAGCCCGAUGUGCUGCGCAACCUCAUGGUGAACUACAUUCCCACGACGGUGGACGAGGUACAGCUGCGGCAGCUGUUCGAACGCUAUGGGCCCAUUGAGUCGGUCAAGAUUGUCUGCGACCGUGAGACGCGGCAGAGCCGUGGCUACGGAUUUGUGAAGUUUCAGAGUGCUUCGAGUGCCCAACAGGCGAUCGCCGGGUUGAACGGCUUCAGCAUUCUCAACAAGCGGUUGAAGGUAGCUUUGGCGGCGAGUGGACAUCAGCGGUCUGGCGUUGCGGGAGCAGUUGCAGACAGCAACGGAUACCUUGGCGCUUACGGCGGCUAUGGGGCCUACCCUUCCGCCGCAAACCCCUACGCGCAGCAGCAGAUGAUGGCGAUGUAUCAGCAGUACAUGAUGCAGGCGCCGCAGCAACAGCCACAUCAGAGUCAGCAACAGCAGAUGCCGCUGUCUACCCAGUCUCCCACGCAGCAGUCCCCGCCGCAGCAGCAGCAGCCGCAGCAGCCUCCUUCGCCGCAGCAGCAGCCCCAAGCUGCCCGACCUGCUCGAAGGUAA
This is a messenger RNA of Trypanosoma conorhini, 660 nucleotides long. Its product is annotated as RNA-binding protein. The coding region runs from base 1 to 660 and encodes 219 amino acids. Lineage: Eukaryota; Euglenozoa; Kinetoplastea; Trypanosomatida; Trypanosomatidae. The record is from RefSeq and is a predicted model, not a curated record. Gene Ontology annotation, molecular function: RNA binding. The transcript has a single exon.